GAGGAGAGGAGGAGGGAGGAGGAGGGAGGAGAUGAUCCAGGAUGUUGGGGAAGUUUGUGAGCCACUCUCUGAGCGGGAGGGCGCCUGAUGGGAUGCGGUGUCUGGAGCGGUAGCUCGUGCCCGGGGAGGGGGAAGGCUCAGGGCAGGGCGGCCCCUCUGGCCCUGACCAUGAUCAUCGCCUUCAGCUACUUCUUCAUCUACAGCCUGAGCGGCUGCGGCCCCCCGGCACUGCUCAGCCCGGCCUCGGGGCAGGAGGACCACCGCGACUGGAGACAACCCCAGGACCAGGAGCUCCAGCACCAGGUCCAGCACCAACCCCUCCAGCACCAGGUCCAGGUCCAGCACCAACCCCUCCAGCACCAGGUCCAGGUCCGGGACCAACCCCUCCAGCACCAGGUCCAGGUCCAGCACCAGCUCCCGCCCCGCGCCACUCCGGCUCAGGCUGCCCCGGGAGCCGGGCUCGGGGACAGCAGCCCCGGGGACGGGCAGGAGGACCCCUCGCCCCCCAGGCGCAACCUCUCGGUGUUGAGCAGCUUCGGUAGUAAGAAGUUCCCACAAGCGAUCAUCAUCGGUGUGAAGAAGGGCGGCACUCGGGCACUGCUCGAGUUCCUGAGGAUCCAUCCGGACGUCAGAGCUCUCGGAGCUGAACCGCACUUCUUCGAUAGGAAUUACGAGAGAGGACUCGACUGGUACAGGAGCCUGAUGCCGAGGACCCUGGAAGGCCAGAUCACAAUGGAGAAAACGCCCAGUUAUUUUGUCACCAAGGAAGCCCCGAAGCGUAUCUUCUCCAUGUCUAAAGACGCCAAGCUGAUCGUGGUGGUCAGGAAUCCGGUGACCAGGGCCAUCUCGGACUACACCCAGACCCUGUCCAAGAACCCCACGGUGCCCAGCUUCAGGACGUUGACGUUCAAGAACGUCAGCACGGGGCUGAUCGACACCUCCUGGAGCGCUGUCCGCAUUGGGAUUUACGCCAAACACCUGGAGAACUGGCUGCAGUACUUCCCGCUGUCCAGGAUUCUCUUCGUCAGCGGGGAGCGGCUGGUUAGCGACCCAGCCGGGGAAAUGGGCCGAGUCCAGGACUUUCUGGGGCUGAAGCGAGUGAUUUCGGACAAGCAUUUCUAUUUUAAUGAGACCAAAGGCUUCCCUUGUCUCAAGAAGCCUGAAGGUAGCAGCCGACCUCGGUGUCUGGGGAAAUCGAAGGGCAGGACUCAUCCCAAGAUAGACAUGGAGGUGGUGCUGCGGCUUAAAGAGUUCUAUCGGCCGUUUAACCUGAAGUUCUACCAGAUGACGGGGCAAGACUUUGGCUGGGAGUGAAAGAACUGUAUACUCUAUAUAGUGCAGACACCAACUUGGUGAUUUAACUGCAUAUAAAAGCCCAAUCAUUCAACCUCUCAAUCAAUUAAUUUCUCUGGCAAGUUGGGAACCAACAUUUUUUUUUCA
Molecule: messenger RNA, 1440 nt
Organism: Callorhinchus milii (elephant shark)
Lineage: Eukaryota; Metazoa; Chordata; Chondrichthyes; Chimaeriformes; Callorhinchidae
Product: heparan sulfate glucosamine 3-O-sulfotransferase 6
Exons: 3
Coding region: 88-1314 (408 amino acids)
Molecular function (GO): [heparan sulfate]-glucosamine 3-sulfotransferase activity
Source: RefSeq, a predicted model, not a curated record